Ictidomys tridecemlineatus (thirteen-lined ground squirrel) is the source of this 1359-nucleotide messenger RNA. It is a transcript of the gene Nts, whose product is annotated as neurotensin. Gene Ontology annotation, molecular function: neuropeptide hormone activity. NCBI's taxonomy places the organism in Eukaryota, Metazoa, Chordata, Mammalia, Rodentia, Sciuridae. Gene Ontology annotation, cellular component: extracellular region; axon terminus. The record is from RefSeq and is a predicted model, not a curated record.
AAAGGGAGGAGGAAGUGGGGGGAGAAAGAGAGGGAUAGAAAUGAGGACAGGAACACCCCUAAUCCCUGUACAGUCAUGACAUCAUCCUCCUGCUUAAAUAUAUAUAGGGAAUGGCCAGAGCAUCUCUUAUAGUUCUCUCACUCUCAGAGUCAGCUGAAGGCUAGAGAAAGCUCUACAGAAAGCCUUUCAGUGUCUGACUUCUGUGGACUUGGCUUGAGAGAAGGCUGAGAGAGAUGAUGGCAAGCAUGAAAAUCCACCUGGUGUGCAUGAUACUCCUGGCUUGCAGCUCCUGGAGUCUGUGCUCAGAUUCUGAAGAGGAAAUGAAAGCAUUAGAAGCAGAUUUAUUGACCAAUAUACAUACGUCAAAGAUCAGUAAAGCAAGUGUUCCUUCAUGGAAAAUGACCCUGCUAAAUGUCUGCAGUUUUAUAAAUAACUUCAACGGCCAAACUGAGGAAACAGGAGAGGUUCAUGAGGAAGAACUUGUUACAAGAAGGAAACUUCCUGUUGUUCUAGAUGGCUUUAGCCUGGAAGCAAUGCUGACAAUCUACCAGCUCCAAAAAAUCUGUCACAGCCGAGCCUUUCAACACUGGGAGAUAAUUCAGGAAGACAUUCUUGAUAAUGGAAAUGAAAAAAAUGAGAAGGAAGAAGUCAUAAAGAGAAAAAUUCCUUACAUCCUGAAAAGGCAACUGUAUGAGAAUAAACCAAGAAGACCCUACAUACUUAAAAGGGGUUCUUACUACUACUGAGGAGAUAUUCAUUUUCUUUACAUUUGAUUGUGAUUUAUCAUCCUUGUUUGAAUACUAAUUAUAUAUGUGUGAAAAUGUGACAAAAUAUGCUAAUUUUGACUCUUCCACAAUUGUGGUGUAUUGGGUGUGAUUUUUCUGCAUACAUAUAAAUUGGACUAAAAGUUUUCAAAUAAAUCUACAUCUUGAGCAUGAUGUGUUAUGUAUAAUUGGAAUAAACAGCUAUCACGUUACAUAUAGCGUGUUUUGUAGUUUUGCAAAACACAUUAUGGGUUGUUUAAACAGUCAAAAUGUUUGACAUUUUAUGUGAAAUUAUGAGAAAUUCUAACAAAGUAGGACAGCAAAGUCUAGCCUAUAUUAUCAUUAAUACAAAACAAAGUAAUGGCACAUAUUCUGUUAUUUGACUGAGUAUUUUAUCAAAUUGAGAGGAAUACUUUCUUUUUUCAAGACUCACUCAUGUAUCUCAUAUAUAAGGAUAGUUGUUGUAGGCCCAUCAGAAAGACUGAUAAGUGGCCUGUUGUUAAUUUUGCCUGCUGUAGUGAAUGGUUUUCAAGUGAAAUUUUGUCUGUGCAAUGAAUUUGAUAGCUAAUAAAAAGACAAUAAGCCAUCAAAAUUA